AUGUGUCCGGCGAUGGGAUCGAGGCACGUGGUGGCCGUCCCUUAUCCGGGACGGGGACACGUCAACCCCAUGAUGAACCUCUGCAAGCUCCUCACUACCUCCCAACCCAACCUCCUCAUAACCUUCGUCCUCACUGAGGAGUGGCUCGGCUUCAUUGGCUCCGAUGAGAAGCCGCCGUCCGUCCGUUUUGCCACCAUCCCCAACGUCCUGCCGUCCGAGCUGGAUCGCGCCGCCGACAUGGUUAGCUUCGUCGGGGCCACCCAGACCAAGAUGGCGGAGCCGUUCGAGGAGCUAAUUGACCGGCUUGGCCAGCCGGUUGACUUCAUUGUUGCAGACACUUUCCUCAAUUGGGCGGUUGAGGUCGGGAACCGGAGGAAUAUUCCGGUGGCGUCGCUGUGGCCAAUGCCGGCCUCAGUAUUCUCCGUGUUUUACCAUUUUGACCUUCUUGUAAGCAGCGGGCAUCACCCAUUCGAACUCUCUGAAAGUGGUGACCAACGGGUGGACUAUAUCCCCGGCAUUGCUUCCAUCCGUCUGGCCGACAUCCCAUCAAUCGCCCACCUCAAAGACCAGCGCCUCCUUCGAAUAGCCCUUAAGAUUUUCCCAAACGUGUCCAAGGCACAAUGCCUACUCCUCAGUACCGUCUACGAGCUGGAGCCCCAAGCCGUAGAUGCUCUAAAACAAGAGUUCCCAUUCCCCGUCUACACCAUCGGGCCCGCAAUACCCUACUUAAACCUCAAGAACAAUCAAAAAGAGCACGGAGACGGUGGUCAGCAUCACUAUUUCGAGUGGCUGGACUCGCAACUCCCGAGCUCAGUCUUGUACGUCUCGUUGGGGAGCUUUCUCUCGGUUUCAUCUCUCCAAAUGGACGAAAUUGCCCUUGGCCUACGGGAGAGCGGUGUAAGAUUCUUGUGGGUAGCCCGUGGGGAGGCGGCUAGGCUUCAGGAGAAAUGUGGGGUCAUGGGAAGGGUCGUUUCUUGGUGUGAUCAGCUGAGGGUUUUGAGCCACCCCUCGGUCGGGGGGUUUUGGACCCACUGCGGUUGGAAUUCGACCAUGGAAGGUAUUUACACGGGCCUGUCGAUGAUCGCGUUUCCUAUAAUGAUGGACCAGACAACGGUGCGUAAGCACAUCGUGGAGGAUUGGGAGAUUGGGUUGGACGCGCAAAGGGACGUGAAAGUUGGGAACUUGUUGAGAAGCCAACAAAUAGCCGAGCUCGUCAGGAGGUUCAUGAACUUGAAGAGUGUUGACAGGAAUGUGAUGACAGCAAGGGCGAAAGAGCUACAGAAGGUCAUGUUACGGGCGAUUUCAGACGGAGGCUCAUCCAAGGCCAACCUCAUAUCUUUUCUCCGUGAUAUUAAGGUGAACUAA
Messenger RNA from Striga hermonthica, 1365 nucleotides. NCBI's taxonomy places the organism in Eukaryota, Viridiplantae, Streptophyta, Magnoliopsida, Lamiales, Orobanchaceae. The record is from the annotation of a GenBank genome assembly.